This is a messenger RNA of Aspergillus tanneri, 942 nucleotides long. RefSeq names its product NAD(P)-dependent oxidoreductase. Gene Ontology annotation, molecular function: NADP binding; oxidoreductase activity, acting on the CH-OH group of donors, NAD or NADP as acceptor; NAD binding. Bases 1 to 942 code for a protein of 313 amino acids. The transcript is spliced from 5 exons. The record is from RefSeq and is a predicted model, not a curated record. Lineage: Eukaryota; Fungi; Ascomycota; Eurotiomycetes; Eurotiales; Aspergillaceae.
AUGUCUCGCAUCGGCUGGUAUGGCCUCGGGUCCAUGGGCCUCUCCAUGGCCACCAAUCUCCAACGACACCUGGCCAGCAAAACGGCCAUGAACCUGAUCUAUUCCAACCGGACCAUGACGCGAGGAGAUCCAUUGAAGGUCCUCGGUGCGACGCCCGAGACCAAAUUCGAGAACCUCGUUGCGCAGUGCGGGAUUAUCUUCACCAUGGUUUCGAAUGACUCAGUCCUCCAGCACCUCAUCUCGUCAGCCAUUGGAUCGGGCCAUUCCCUGCGUGAGAAGAUCUUCGUCGACUGCUCGACGGUGCAUCCGGAGACGGUGGGACUCACUGUGGCCAAGUUGAGGGAGAAACAGGCCUCUUUCCUGGCGGCGCCUGUCUUCGGUGGGAAUCCCAUCGCCGUGGAUGGGAAAUUGGUCUUUGCAAUUGGCGGACCGCAGAAGGCGACGCAGCUGGUGAAACCGUUGAUUCAGAACGUUAUGGGUCGGAAGGUGAUUGACUGCGGUGAGGAUGCGACUAAGGCGUCGUUGUUGAAGAUUGCUGGCAACAUCGUAACGGUGAACAUGAUGGAAGCGGUCGGAGAAGCUCAAGUCUUCGCCGAAAAGACCGGCUUGGGAAUGGGUCCUAUGGAGGAGCUGAUCAGCGAGGCAUUUGGCCCGGUUGCCGGGGGAUACUCGAAGAGACUGACCACCGGUGCGUAUGCGCCGCCUCUGGAGUCUCGACCGGGAUUUGGCGUGUCUCUGGCCAUCAAGGAUGCGAAUCAUGCGUUUGCCAUGGCGCAGGAGAAUCGGGUGGAACUACCGGGCUUGCAAGUGGCGCGGGAGAAUAUGCUGGCCGCUAGAGACUACGCGGGAGAGUGUCUGGAUAGUAGUUCCAUGUACGGAGUGCUACGGCAGAAGGCGGGAUUGGAGUUUUGGAAUGAGAAAAGUCGAAAGGGUGGCUCUUGA